GCGGGAGCAUGCCCUUGACGCUCUCGACGACUCGAAUCCUUCCUUAGCAGGCCUGAAGCACACCCUGUUCAGUCAACGUUGUCGCAAUCGUAUAAUACCACGCCUAGACAGCAGGAACACUUGGGAUAUCAGCGGCGACAAAAGGUUGAACUCGGUAAAAUGAUCUCAGCUGCAGGAAUUAAGACGCUGGGGUCCUGGGCCCUAGGAAUGCCCUCGAAAGCGCACCUAUUCAUAAGACAGCUACAGCCAAACUGUUUCAAGUCGUGUCUACCUAUUUGUCGCGACUUCUCCGUGUCGGUAUCACAUCCUUGGCCCACCGGCGACGAAAGCGAACAGAGGGCUCCUAGGCCAUGUCCGUCUCCAGAAUGGCAACCACGGAAAAGUAAAGGCGGGGAAUACGAUACAUCAGUAUCUCAGGUCUAUAAGCGGCAAAUAGUACGGCCUGAUGGGAGCGCCCAACACUGUCCCGACUGUAGAAGACUAUUCAAUGAUUGCCCAAAACAUACCAAUUUGAAGUCGGGUAGGGUAACCAGUAAGCGUUUCGACCCUGAUAGGGAUGCUUGGCUAUGUCUUACGUGCGUAGAUCACUUCUACGACAGAUACGUCAAAUAUGUUCUCGCGAAGCCUACAGAGGCAAGCACUGAGUUUGUGCAACACCUACUCGAAAGGAAAGAUUAAAGCAUAUAUCAAAGACACCGAAACCGUCAGCUUGUGAGAAUGAGAGCUAUGGCCGGGAGCUAAAGGGGAAGGCUCACUUCCGUCCAGAACAUGGUCCCUCUGGUCUCUGGCUCUGCAAAU
This is a messenger RNA of Mytilinidion resinicola, 798 nucleotides long. RefSeq lists its product as uncharacterized. The transcript has a single exon. Bases 160 to 678 code for a protein of 172 amino acids. The record is from RefSeq and is a predicted model, not a curated record. NCBI's taxonomy places the organism in Eukaryota, Fungi, Ascomycota, Dothideomycetes, Mytilinidiales, Mytilinidiaceae.